CUCCUCUCCCUGUCAGUGCAACUGGCACGAUUUCCUCGCCGGUGCAGGAACCUUUCAAUAUUUCUUACUCGGCUACUCACACUCACUGUCCUUGAAGUUCGAACUUCAAACUCGCUCUUCUCACUCAUUUGCGAACGAUUUGGAAAUAAGAUGGAAGAGGAGUCUUUGCAAGUUCGACUCCCUUCUCCCACAGAAUUCGCUUCUGAAAUCGAAUCCAAAAAUGUCUCCGCUGUGUUCAAUGGAUGCAUUAAGAACUGGAAAGCUUUCGUCGAAUGGAAUCCGGCUAAUGGUGGUCUCGAUUACUUGCAGGAUCAUCUACUGUGGAAGCUAUGCUAUCUAAAACAGCACCUGUAUUUUACGGUGAUAUCAGAAGCCAUGAAAGGAUAUCAGGAUGCUGUUACUGAUGUAGAGCCCAGUUUGCUUUCUGGCGAUGCUCUUCGACAAAUUUAUGUAGCACAGUUGUUUUAUGCCCCCCUUCUGCAAGUCCAUUUUUUACCCAAAGCCUGUGUUUGUUCUGUUGCUCUUGAAAACCCUGACUUCUCAUUAUAUCCGAGAGCAAAAUGCUCCAUGGACUACGCUCAGAAGGUUUUUCUUCAUGCAGAUGAUGCACUUUUCAUUCCUGAAGGCUGGACAGAACCAAGCACUCCCCAAGGCUUCUCCUGGCUCAGAGAAACUGGAGGCAUACAUGUGAGCUGCUCCGUAAUGGAGGAGGAGCACAAUUUUCCAAGAACCUUGGAUGCUCUAAUACUGCACUUGCUUUCACCAGUGGGAGCAGAGGUACUUACACGGAAGUUUGAUGAGAUUGAUCAACAGACAACAGAAGGCGAUCGGAACAAAUUCUACCAAGGCUUUUAUGGUGCAUUUGAUGAUCAAUUUGCUGCAAUGGAUGCAGUCCUUAACGGGAAGGAAUUAUUUGCUCACUGGGCAUUUGAAAAAUCUCUCGAUAAAUACUUGGGAGUAAACUUUGACGUUCCACCACCAAUUUGAUAGGCCAUGCAGUGAUGCAACUUCAUGAAAGAAUUGGUCCCACCUGCAGUAUUAAAAGAGUCGAGCAAAGCAUUUCCAUAGAAGCAGCUUUCUGUCAUAAUCGGUACUUUUACAUGUGAGUCAUCCAUGCUGUAGAAAUAUAAAUGAUUGCUAACUUUGAAUAGUGCUGUAUAUGUCACAUCUUUCAAUAUGCCACACUAUCCCAAGUAAUUUGACUCUUAAUGAAACUAACUCAACAGAUCAAAAGUUUGUAGUCUGAAUUAUGGAACUUCAUGUUCUGUCCAAAA
Molecule: messenger RNA, 1274 nt
Organism: Populus trichocarpa (black cottonwood)
Lineage: Eukaryota; Viridiplantae; Streptophyta; Magnoliopsida; Malpighiales; Salicaceae
Product: lysine-specific demethylase JMJ31
Exons: 10
Coding region: 151-987 (278 amino acids)
Molecular function (GO): 2-oxoglutarate-dependent dioxygenase activity
Source: RefSeq, a predicted model, not a curated record